Molecule: messenger RNA, 13764 nt
Organism: Tachysurus vachellii
Lineage: Eukaryota; Metazoa; Chordata; Actinopteri; Siluriformes; Bagridae
Gene: ank2b
Product: ankyrin 2b, neuronal
Exons: 49
Coding region: 226-11088 (3620 amino acids)
Biological process (GO): protein localization to T-tubule; signal transduction; regulation of cardiac muscle contraction
Cellular component (GO): T-tubule
Molecular function (GO): protein binding
Source: RefSeq, a predicted model, not a curated record
ACCUGUGCUGGAUGCUGUUACCCAGAGUGAGGAGGAUGAUCUUGAGUCUGGACUAGUCUAUUCUGGGAGCUCUUGUGUCUGUCUUGUUCUCUCUCUGCGCUUUUUGCAAAGAGAGCAGGUGGUACAUCUCUGCUCUUGGGCAGGAAAGUCACCUGCUGUUACCAACCGGACUCCUCUCCUUUCACCUCAUAUUUUUCUUCUUCUUGUGGAGAACGUGUGUCUAUUAUGGCGCACGCAGCGGCACACCUCAAAAAGGCCAGGCUGGAGAUGGACCAGCCUGACACGAAGGCACUGGAGAAGGCUCGUGAGAGAAGGAGACGCUCUCGAGAACGGGCUGAGCGCAAACGCAAGUCGGACAGCAACACCAGUUUCUUACGGGCUGCGAGAGCUGGAAACAUUGACAAGGUUCUGGAGUAUCUUAAGGGCGGUGUGGACAUCUGCACUUGCAAUCAGAAUGGACUCAAUGCUCUGCACCUGGCAGCUAAGGAGGGGCACAUGGAUCUUGUCCAGGAGCUGCUGGAUAGAGGUGCCGCAGUGGACUCUGCAACGAAGAAAGGAAACACAGCUCUCCACAUCGCCUCUCUAGCAGGUCAGGGGGAUGUGGUGAAGACCCUGGUCAAACGUGGAGCAGACAUCAAUGCACAAUCACAGAAUGGCUUCACUCCUUUAUAUAUGGCUUCCCAAGAGAACCAUUUGGAUGUGGUUCGCUACCUUCUGGAAAACGGAGGAAACCAGAGCACAGCAACAGAGGAUGGCUUUACCCCUUUGGCCAUUGCUCUACAGCAGGGUCAUAAUCAGGUUGUCUCCAUCCUCCUGGAGAAUGACACUAAGGGGAAGGUGCGCCUUCCUGCCCUGCACAUUGCAGCCCGUAAGGAUGACACAAAAUCUGCUGCCCUGCUACUCCAGAAUGACCACAACGCAGAUGUCCAGUCCAAGAGUGGAUUUACACCACUGCACAUCGCAGCUCACUAUGGGAACGUGAAUGUAGCAACGUUACUACUAAAUCGCGGAGCUGCUGUGGAUUUUACUGCAAGGAAUGGAAUCACACCAUUACACGUGGCGUCGAAGAGGGGAAAUACAAACAUGGUCCGGCUGCUGUUGGACAGAGGAGCCAAGAUUGACGCCAAAACAAGGGAUGGCCUCACACCUCUGCACUGUGCGGCCAGGAGUGGACACGACACAGCAGUGGAGCUCUUGCUGGAAAGAGGAGCUCCAAUUCUGGCCAGAACCAAGAAUGGCCUGUCUCCACUCCACAUGGCAGCACAGGGUGACCAUGUCGAGUGUGUUAAACACCUGCUGCAGCACAAGGCGCCGGUGGAUGAUGUCACGCUGGACUACCUGACUGCACUCCAUGUUGCCGCUCACUGUGGCCACUACAGAGUCACGAAGCUUCUGCUUGACAAAAGGGCCAAUCCUAAUGCUCGGGCACUGAACGGCUUUACACCUCUUCAUAUUGCCUGUAAGAAGAACCGAGUGAAGGUGAUGGAGCUUCUUGUCAAAUAUGGAGCUUCCAUUCAGGCCAUCACUGAAUCUGGCCUCACCCCUAUACAUGUGGCAGCUUUUAUGGGCCACCUCAGCAUUGUUCUCCUGCUGCUUCAAAAUGGAGCUUCUCCUGAUGUCAGCAACAUACGUGGAGAGACAGCACUGCAUAUGGCUGCUCGAGCUGGCCAGGUGGAGGUUGUGCGAUGCCUACUAAGAAAUGGCGCAAUGGUAGAUGCAAGAGCCAGAGAGGACCAGACUCCUCUACACAUUGCCUCGCGGUUGGGGAAAACAGAGAUUGUACAGCUGCUCCUGCAGCAUAUGGCACAUCCAGAUGCCUCUACAACCAAUGGCUACACACCUCUGCACAUCUCUGCUCGUGAGGGGCAGCUGGACGUAGCAUCAGUACUGCUUGAGGCUGGAGCUUCUCAUUCCCUUCCAACUAAGAAAGGGUUUACUCCCUUACAUGUUGCAUCUAAGUAUGGAAGCCUUGAUGUGGCAAAGCUCCUGCUGCAGCGUCGAGCCCCUCCAGAUGCAUCUGGGAAAAACGGUCUCACGCCUCUCCAUGUCGCUGCACAUUAUGAUAACCAGAAGGUGGCACUGCUGCUUUUGGAUAAAGGGGCUUCCCCCCACGCCACAGCCAAGAACGGAUAUACUCCUCUCCACAUAGCUGCAAAGAAGAACCAGAUGGAGAUUGGCACUACUUUACUGCAGUAUGGGGCAGAAACCAACAUUCUGACCAAGCAGGGGGUGACGCCACUUCACCUGGCCUCUCAGGAGGGCCACAGUGACAUGGUAGCUCUGCUGCUGGAGAAAGGGGCCCAAAUCAAUGUGCCCACUAAGAGUGGCCUUACAGCUCUUCAUCUGGCUGCCCAGGAAGACAAAGUCAGUGUUGCUGAAAUCUUAGUUAAAAACAAUGCCAGCCUCGACCAGCAAACUAAAUUGGGUUACACACCACUAAUUGUCGCCUGCCACUACGGAAAUGCCAAGAUGGUCAACUUCCUUCUGAAAAAUAAUGCCAGCGUUAAUGCCAAAACAAAGAAUGGAUACACACCUCUUCACCAAGCAGCUCAACAGGGUAACACACACAUCAUCAACGUUCUGCUGCAAUAUGGAGCCAAACCCAAUGCUACCACUGCGAAUGGAAACACAGCCCUUGCCAUUGCUCGUCGCCUGGGUUACAUCUCAGUGGUGGACACAUUAAAAGUUGUUACAGAGGAGGUCAUUACAACGACAACCACGGUGACUGAGAAACACAAACUGAAUGUGCCAGAGACCAUGACUGAGGUCCUUGAUGUGUCUGAUGAGGAAGCAUUCAAGCAGACUGCUGAUGGUGCUAUAUCUGAUGACUCCUUUGAUGAAGGUGAGGACACUAUGACGGGUGAUGGAGGAGAAUAUCUAAGAGCAGAGGACCUGAGAGAGCUGGGAGAUGAUUCCCUGCCUGGUCAAUACUUGGAUGGCAUGAAUUAUCUGAGGUUCAGUUUAGAAGGCAGCCGGUCUGAAAGUAUGGACAGGUCCUACAUGUCUAAUCGUCAUGGCUAUUACUCUCCAAAGCAUGAUGGGAUGAUGGAUGAUACAAUCCACAGUUACCAGGUGUCAUCUCUUGCUAAUGAGAAGGACCCAUUUAGACUGAACUGGGAAACAGAAAACUUGGACAAUAUUGCACUCUCUUCCAGUGCUGCUCAGUCUGGCCAUUCCUCUCCGUGCCAUGAACAUGACAGCAGCAGCUUUCUUGUCAGUUUUAUGGUGGAUGCCCGAGGUGGUGCCAUGCGUGGGUGCCGCCAUAAUGGCCUUCGCAUCAUCAUCCCCCCCAGGAAGUGCAGUGCUCCAACACGAGUAACAUGUCGCCUAGUGAAACGACAUCGCUUAGCGACCAUGCCCCCAGUGGUUGAAGGAGAUGGUUUAGCUACUAGAAUUAUUGAGGUUGGACCUUCUGGGGCUCAAUUCCUUGGUAAGCUCCACCUCCCCACUGCCCCUCCCCCUCUGAAUGAGGGUGAGAGUUUGGUUAGCCGCAUCCUUCAGCUGGGGCCACCAGGGACCAAAUUCCUGGGACCAGUGAUUGUGGAGAUUCCACAUUUUGCUGCUCUGAGGGGAAAGGAGAGAGAACUAGUGAUCCUGCGCAGUGAGACAGGAGAAAGCUGGAAAGAACAUCAGUGUGAAUAUACAGAGGAGGAGCUCAAUCAAAUCCUUAAUGGCAUGGAUGAAGAUCUGGACCCUCCCGAAGAGCUGGAGAGGAAGCGUAUUUGCCGCAUAAUCACCCGGGACUUCCCACAAUACUUUGCAGUAGUCUCACGGAUCAAACAGGACAGUAAUUUGAUUGGUCCAGAGGGUGGGAUUUUGAGCAGCACAGUGGUACCACAAGUCCAGGCUGUCUUCCCAGAAGGGGCACUUACAAAACGUAUUCGAGUUGGAUUACAGACUCAGCCUGUGAAUGUAGAUCUGGUAAGAAAGUUCUUGGGGAACAAGGCUACAUUUAGUCCUAUAGUCACCCUGGAGCCCCGUAGGCGGAAGUUCCAUAAACCCAUUACUAUGACCAUUCCUGUCCCCAAAACUUCAACUGACCCUAUAUACAAUGGCUUUGGAGGAGAUACACCAACACUCCGCUUGCUAUGCAGUAUCACGGGUGGAACAACACCAGCUCAGUGGGAGGAUAUUACUGGAACCACACCUUUAACUUUUAUCAAUGACUGUGUUUCAUUCACCACAAAUGUCUCUGCAAGAUUCUGGCUAAUAGAUUGUCGACAAGCCCACGAGUCAGUCAACUUUGCCACACAGGUGUAUCGGGAGAUAAUCUGUGUGCCGUACAUGGCAAAAUUUGUCAUCUUUGCCAAAACCCAUGACCCAAUUGAGGCACGCCUUCGCUGUUUCUGCAUGACUGAUGAUAAGAUAGAUAAAACUCUGGAGCAGCAGGAGAACUUCACAGAGGUGGCUCGAAGUCGGGAUGUAGAGGUUUUAGAAGGAAAACCCAUCUAUGCCGACUGCUUUGGAAAUUUAGUCCCCCUCACCAAGAGUGGCCAACACCAUAUCUUCAGCUUUUUUGCCUUCAAGGAAAACCGACUUGCCCUCUUCAUAAAGAUACGAGAUAACACUCAGGAGCCUUGUGGUCGAUUGUCCUUCAUGAAAGAACCGAGAUCAUAUAGGAGUUUGGCCCACGAUGCCAUAUGCAACCUAAAUAUUAAUCUACCAAUGUAUGCUAAGGAAUCAGAUUCAGACCAAGAGCCUGAUGAGGAGACUAGCCGAACACUUGGAAGAUAUGAUGAAGAUACUGAAAAUUCUACAGAGGCAUCCAUCCUGAAAAGUCACUUGAUUCGAGGUUCUACUGCCCUAGCCAGCCCAGAUUUACUCUCUGAGGUUUCAGAGAUGAAACAAGAUCUGAUCAAAAUGACUGCCAUUCUGACCACUGAUACAUCUGAGAAGUCAAAUUCUAUGCAUGGGGGUAGUCUAGUGAAAGGGGUGGAGGAGGUGUCAGGGGAGCCUUUUGAAAUAAUGGAAAAGGUAAAGGAGGAUUUGGAGAAAGUUAAUGAAAUUCUAAGGAGUGGGACAUAUGAAGAUGAAGUUGUUGAAGAUUCAGCAAAAGCAGGAGGUCAUCCAUAUAGAAAGGAUGAGGAGUGGGUGCUUCUUUCAGAUUGUGAAAUUGAGGAGGCUAAAAUGAUGGCAGCUUUUGAGACCCAAGAGGCACUUCUUAAGGACAUUCGAGGUAGCCGUCAGUCACAAAAGGGUGUAGAUAGAGACCAUAAAGAGUACUUUCUGGAUGCACAUGUGACAUCUGGAGCGAAAGUGCAGGAGAGUGUGGCACAGGAAAAGUUCACAGAAAUUGUUUUGCGCAAAGGUGGCAAAAAAAUUGUACCAUCUGUACUGAAAGAUAAUAAAACACAUGUCACUGAAGUGAAAAAGCCCAUUAGAAGAAAAGGGCCUCAUGGACAGAGUAAUGAAUACAAUGUGCCUACUUCAAAAACUGGUUCUGUUAGUGAGAGAACAGAAAAAACACAGCGAGAUGAUGGCCUCUUACAUGCUCCCUCAAACGAAAAAAAAUCGCCUGUAUCUCCAGUAGUUGAAGAAACACCAAUUGGCUCAAUUAAAGACAAAGUUAAAGCUCUUCAAAAGAAGGUGGAGGAAGAACAAAAAGGCCGCAAGCAGACUGGCAGCAAACCCUCUCAUGGGUCUUCAGGAAAAAAGUCAUCUCCUGUUAUUAAAGAUCAAAAAACACCAACCUCUAAAAAAACACAAGCUCCCACCAAAACACCAAAAAAUGAGUCAGAGAGACUAGAAGAGACUAUGUCAGUAAAAGAACUCAUGAAGGCUUUUCAGACAGGACAAGACCCUUCGAAGGGAAAGUCUGGACUUUUUGAACAUAAAGCAAGUUCUGGACUAAAGCACACAAAAACAGUUCAAAUAAAUGAAACUCUGUCCAGACAGUCCGCAUCUCAAACUUCUUCACUUGGACAAAAAGUGUCACUUGAAACUAAAAAAUGUGUUGACCCAGAGAAAAUUAAAGAAUUUAAGAUUAGCACGGAGAUAGGACAUUCUCAGGACGUAAGUUCCAGUGUAAGACCAAAACCAGAAGACAGUGUUCAGUGCCAAGAACUAAAAAUGCUAACAGUGCAAGAUGAAGUUACUUCUGCCUUACAAUCAGUAGAGCCUUCAGCCCAGAAAGAUCUGGCCGCAUCAAAACCCCAAGAUUUGUCUAAGGAAAAUGAGUCCUUAACUCAACUUCAUAGUGGCCUGGAUAUGCUUAAUGAAAGCUCGGACAGUCACAAAAUUGAAAGGACAGUUGUUUCCCCUUGUGCCAGCGUAGGUGAAGAUGAAGUCCACAUGAGCUCAGAGGACAGUGACAAACAUGAAGGUAUGGCAGAAACUCUGGAUACAAGUCCCGAAAGCCUUUCAUCAUCACCCAAACAGCCAAGUCAAUAUAUUGAUGGAAAGCUCUCAAAAGUUGAAACAGUUACAGCCAAAAAUGAGACAAGUACACUAUCUAACAACUCUUCCACUGGUGCAAAGACAGCUGAUGAUCAGGCAUCUACAACAACUCUUGGAUACGUGUCUGUGAAAAAUGCAUUGGAUUAUUGUAUAAAAAGUGAGUCUGUGUCUGCUUCUCAAAGCAAAACUGUUAAAUUUGUUGAUGAAAAAUUCUCUGUUGAUGAGGACAUUCUUUUGACAUCAUCAAAACCAACAAAAUCUCGAAAACUAAUGAAAAGGGGUUCUGAAACAAUAGACAGUUUUUUGAGUGAUGAAGAGCCAUCAGAUGGUCAACAACUGUCAACCUCAACUGACUACUUGGCUACAAGAGCUGAUACACAGGGUUAUAGUGGUUUAGUACUGCCUCUUAGACAUCAAGAUUCAGAGACCAUUAGUCCAGUAGCUGAUGAUUCUAUAACUAUUAGUCAUAAGGACUCAUUAGAAGGUAGCCCCCUUAUGGAAGACAACUCCUCCCAUAAAUCCCCAGACUCAAUUGAACCUAGUCCAACUAAAGACUCCCCAUGCUGUGACUCUCUAGAAAGCAGCCCUAUAGAACAAAAAAACAUCUUGACCUUGCCUUCAGUAGAGCAACCCAGUGUGACUGCAGGGCAGCAGACAUCCUCCAAAACUCCUUUACCCUCAGAAAAAUUGCAUAGACUCCCCAGAGACCAGGAGGAUAGUGUCGACGGUGACAGUUGUGAACAGACAUCUCAACUGAAGAGUUCGGGUAAGAGUUCUUUUCCCCCUGACACCCCAAGUUUUGAAGAGGUAAGUUAUGAGCUCAAUCCCAAAACCCAAGACCCUAUGGUCCAUUCCAUGUUCCUAUUUCCAUCCGUCAUACCUGAGGAUGCAGAGGGAGAUGUGUUAAAGUGUGUCAUGACCCAGAGGAAAUUCAACCCUGAGGAAGAGAUGUUUAAAAUGGCUGCCAAAAUAAAAACAUUUGAUGAGAUGGAGCAAGAUGAAAAAGACAGAAAGGGCUAUAGCAAAGAAAUCUUCUCUCAGACCAUGAAUGAGUCUGAAAGAGGAAAUGAAAGCAUCAGAUUGAUUGGACCUGAAUUCAAAGUUGAAACAGACUCAGUGGAUGGCCUUGGGCCUACUGAGACAAAACAAUGGUCAGAGGUAGCACAAUCUAAUGAACCAAAUAUUAAAGUACAACCUCCCUCUCCUUUUCCAGCAGGUGUGCAUGAGAUCCCUCAAACAUCUGAGGACAUGGCCCACACUGCAGCUUCAACAGAUGAAUCAGCAAUAGAGGGACCUCCGUCUGUCUCAGAAACACAUACAGCAAAAGAUCAUCAGACCACGCUACAAAAUGAAAUGCAGACACUUAAUAUUAAAGUGUUAGAACAGACCAACAAACAAUUGUUAAGCAAAGAAGGGAUGGUCAAUAUUGAAAAUCUGGAACUGAAAGAGGAAAGCCAGAAGAGGUCAUGGGAAAGCAAGUAUGAUGAUAAGGGUGGAAAGCAGAACGAUUUAUCAGACUACCAGGAAGCGUAUAGAAAAUCACCCAGUCCAUUAGAAAGUCAUAUAACAUAUAAUGUUGAGGGUGAUAACAUAAGGCCUACAGGGAUAUCUGAUAUAGGUUUAAGCAGGGAUAGUUUAAGGACAGAAACAGAUACUUUGUCUAGUAUUAUGGUGCAAGCUAGGGAAACGUUUAAACCAGAAAUAUGUAUUUAUGAUGACAUUGAAGAAGAUGAAUUAGAUGAAGAACUUCCUAAAACAAAGUCUAGAGGGGUAACUGCAAAAACUAUGGCAGACAACUGGAAUGAUUUGCGGGAAGAUGAUGAUGCCUUUGCAGCAAGAGUCAAAGAAGAGGAACAAAAGAUUUUAGGUCUGGCAGUAGAUCGACAGUCCCAAGCUGCAACUCCAGACACGACACCGGGAAGGACGCCCACUGAGGAAGGCACGCCAACAAGUGAACAAAACCCGUUCCUUUUUCAAGAGGGUAAACUAUUUGAAAUGACUAGAAGUGGAGCAAUAGACAUGACCAAAAGGGGAUACGAGGAAGAAGGCUUUGCUUAUUUUCAAAUAGGAGAGCAACCAAUUGAAGAGGCACUUAUAGAGGAGGCUAUGGAAGAACCUGGUGCAGAACAAGAGAUUGCUAUAAACCUCACUCUGCAGAAUAAACCAGAAGAUGUUAAGGAAUAUUUAGAAGAGGCUACAGACAUAUCACUUCACUCCACACCUGAGAAUGAUCAAUCUGGUAUAGCUUCUAAAUCAAAUGUCCCACAGCCUACUAUACCAAUUAAUUUAGCUGUUUCUGUUUCACCCCAAACAAGUAAAAACAACAUUGCAAAAGAGGCUGUAGAAAUAAAAACAGACAGGUUACCUGAAGAAAGUUUGUCAGGGACUGAUCUUGGUACUACAGACACUUCCAUCUUAACCAAUGAUGGAAUCAUAACCAAUGUCCAGACAGCAGUAUCAACAGUAACCAGGUCAGUUUAUUCCCAGCAGGACCAAGAGUCCUCAGAUUCCUCCCCAGAGGAUGAACAUUCAGUAAUAGAAUUACCUAAAGCCCCUGAAAAAAGAUCACAAACUUCCAAAAUGAUAUCAAAAACAAAGCCCGAUUCUAAAGGUAAUACUGCAUCAGCUCAGAAAAAGACAUCCUUCUCUAAGGAGGAGGAGAAGCCAAAAUCAAGAAUCCCUAUAAAAGCUAUUUCCAACAAAUCAGAGACAGAACAUGAUUUAUCUGUAAAAUCUCCUAAAGAGAAGAAGACUAAAUUGCCUGUAAAACCUGAAACACGGAGAAAAUCUGAGACAGACACAGGUCCCUCUGUAAGCUCAAGAGUGACAAGGUCUAUCAAAGCCAAGAGCUACUGUGAAAGUGAUUCUACAAAGAAACCAGCAAAAAAGGACCAGGGUCAUCCAACAGGUACUGAAUUGCCGAACAAAUAUAAGACAUUACCAUCCAAGCUACCUGUCAGGGGAAAGCCUGGACAACCAACUCAAACUACAACAACUGGCAAAAAAGAGCAGCCAUCUGAGAGGUGCAAGAAGCCUACUGAUUUUUUUGAGGAGAUUAGUGAUGAGGCAGCUAAACUAGUGGAGAGGUUGGCCCAAGCUGAAAAAGAGAAAGAGGAGGCUGCUGCCAUUUCGGAUGAUGAAAGCAGCACCAUAGAUGUCUCAGUAAUAGAAAAUGAGCCUUUCCCUGAUAUGCAGAUGCCUCUUCCUGAGGACCCAUUGGUCAUUAGGCCUCGAUGGGACGACCCUGUUGAGACGCAGAUGGAAAGAAUCCCUGCUGAUAAAGCCCAAGUCCAAAGUCAAGUGGAUCCACAGGAUGAGCUUGACAGGAAGGAAGGACGAUUGGCUGUAAUGGCUGAUCAUCUUGGUUUCAGCUGGACAGAGCUGGCUCGUGAACUUGAAUUUGAUGAAGAGCAGGUCAAUCAGAUAAGAGUGAAGAAUCCAAACUCAUUACAAGACCAAAGUCAUGCACUUAUAAGACUAUGGACAAAAAGAGAGGGGACAAAUGCUACAGAAAGCAUUUUGAUCUCGAAGCUGAAAAAGAUUAAUCGUAUGGACAUUGUACAUCUCAUUGAAACAAAGAUCAUACAGUCCAUUCAGGACCACUCAUCGCACACCUAUGCAGAAAUAGAGCAGUCUAUCUCACUGGACAAUAGUGAAGGAUUCUCAGCUCUUAAUGAGGACAUCGAUAGCCCUAGACCAGUCCGCCACACAGAGCACACUUCAAAAAUGCCAAAGUAUGGACUUCAGCCACCUUUAGUAUCUGCUGAAGAUCUCUCUUCUAGUGUAUCUUCACUCAAUGAUACCCAGAAAGAGAAGCCACUGCUGCAGAUAGAUAAAACUGAAGAGGUUGCUGCAGGCCCAACACUGUCUGGUUUUGAGAUGAUUGGUCUAAGACAACAGUUCCCUGGCACAGUAAAAAAAGGAGAUGAAUUGCCAGAUAUUUCCCCUUACAAAGUGACUGAGGAGCAAUACACAGAUGAGCAUGGAAACAUAGUCACCAAAAAGAUCACAAGGAAAAUUAUCCGCAAGUAUGUGUCUGCCGAUGGAACAGAGCUAGAGGAAGUGAUGCAGGAGGGAACUCAGCAAGAAGCUAUCACUGUAGAUGAGGCUGAUUGUUUUUCCAAAGUGUUAAAAAGGACUGUAGUGAAGAGUGCAGGAGACCAGACUGAGGUGACGUUUUCUGAGGCGGCACCUGUUGGCAAGAUAACAGCCUCCGGGUAUGAAGGAGAGAAUGCCGACGGUCGUAAAGUAAGCAAGGUCAUCAAAACCAUGAUGGUGCAGGGUGAGAGGAUGGAAAAGCAAAUUGGUGACCCCUCGUUGUCAGCAGACCUUCCCUCGGCAAAAGAAGACUUUGAAAAGGCUUUGAGUUAUGCAGGCGGCUUUGACAAAGUUGUUUUGCCUCAUUUAGUGGAGAAAGAGAUUAUGAAGGAGGAUGGAUCUAUGAUCAGAAGGACCCGCAUGCAUAAGACACGCACUCAGAAGAAGACUGUGGUGAGGGACGGCCAGAGCAAACAUAUCCACCUGGAGCGACUGGAGGACACUCCGGAGUCCCUACAACCUGAUGACCUGCAGCAGCACCUACACCAACUGCUCCAACGCUACUGCACACCAGAAGUGGAAGAGGAGGAAGAGGAUGAAGAGGAGGCAGAGGAGGUGAAGGAGAAAGAUGAAAAGCAGGACACAAAUGACUGAUUUUCUAUUACCUUUUCAUUUAUUUGCGCUGUGGCAAGCCUCCCAAAAACCUUGGCAGAAUAGAUCAGAUUGUGACCCAAAUCCUCUGUUGUCACUUUGUCUCUCACCAUCACCAUGACAGUGACUUCCCCUGUUCUGGACCCUUCUUUUACUUUUAUUUAUUUAUAUGUUCAUUUUUUCCUCCGUUGCAAAACAGGAAAGAUUUGUGUGUUAGAAUUUUUUUGUUCAUGUGAAUUUUUUCUAUUUUUCUUACUUUGUGACCAAAGAGUUUACCUUAAUUUAAAUUAACAUAAUCUUAAAUAUGGUGGAAAAGCAACUAAAAAUCAUCUUGGACAUUACUCAUUCACAAACCCCUUUUUUAAGAGCUGACACAAGAUGUGUAAAUAGAUCAAAAAUGAAAAAUAUUCCAAUAUGCACAAAAACAUACUGCGGUUACGGUUAAUUAGCUCAAAUUCUGUCCACAGGCUUUGAUAACUUGACCCUUAAACGUCUGUUACUGGGGCAUGUUUAUUGUACACCACAAACACAGGUUAACAUUUGGACAGUAUUGAGAUCAUGUUUAAAAAAAAAAAAAGAAAUAUGGAGCGAAUUGUGUUCUGUGUAGUUCACCACGAUACCCAGAAUGAGCUUGAGCAAUUUCUAUGUAGUAUAAAUGUAAAUUCAUAUAUAUAUAAAAAAAAGAUGCCAGACGCUAGCUUUUAAUGUGCUUUCUGAGUCAUACUGAAUGAAAGCUUAGAACAUUGUUCCUAACACAUGCUUGUUUUUUUGUUUUUUUUUUUGCUGGUCCUUCACAUAUUGUUAUAAAGAGCGACAACAGCUUUGCACAGUGGAUUCAGUCUGCCCUAUUUACUCUGUGUGUGUGUGUGUGUGUGUGUCUGGGUUUGUGUUUCUUCACCAUGUUAACCUCCUGUCACAACACUGCUACUCUUCGUCUGCACGUAAGAAAGAAGCAUUCAUUAAAAGUAACUUUAUCAGACAAUAAUUUUGCUCCCUCCAAUUUUUCACCACGUUCCCUAACACGAUUAACGGAUAGCUGUCGAUAAUGACUUUAAACUCUUAACCAAAAUCCUAAUGUGUUUGUAGACUUGAUCUCAUUCUCUUCCAUACUGACACAAGAGCAAAAUUAAUAUUGAGAAUUUUACAGCACUGUGAACAGUGCAGUUGAUUAAGGAAGGUAAAAGUUUUUUCAUUUGUUUUGUUGCAUGUAGUACAAAAUUAAAGACAUUGAACAAAAUCAUUCUUUAGUAUUUCACUGUGGCUUCAAUGCUAGAUCGAUUCUCCUGUAGUAAACAUUAACUAAGAAGAGUGCUAUAAAUGAUAGGCACAGGCUCCCCAUGACCCGAGGUAGUUCGGAUAAGCGGUAGAAAAUGAAUGAAUGAAUGAGUGCUAUAAAAUGAUCCCUGUUAAAAACAUGUAAAAUAAUAACAUGGAAUAAAAAAAGCAAAUUCAUAUGAAGUCCAUCACAUUUACUAGUGUUAGGAAUAAUACUAUGGACUUAAGGAACAGAAAACGUAAAUCCAAACAAACAGUUUUACUGAAAUUGCCUGCAUGUUUUACAUUAUUUGAAAAAUAUUUUGUUGAGGGUUUUUAUUAUUAUUUUUGUUUUUGUGUGUGUUUCUUAAGUGCCUCCCGUAAGCUUCCACUGGUCGUAAAUAGUGGAAAUGUUACUGCAGGAAAUUUCUAUCGAAAGUCCUAAAAUAGAAAAACAAAAACACACAACAACAAAAGAAUAUUAUAAGAAGCAGUGCAGUGACACUGAUCUGCGUUUAGAGUCUCUGUAAACUCUAACAAACUCUAAUUAACCCCACCUCCUCUUCAGGUUGUAGUCAGCUGUUGAUUAUGCUCUAGCUGUGAGACGACCCGUCAUACACAGUCACACAAAAAAAAAAACAUACAACGUUUUUAAAAACACUAAAAUGUGAUGAAAAAGUAAGAGGACAUAUCAGCAUCAUAGCUACACCAGUUGCUGCAAAUGUUUUAAUAAUUACUGAGAAGUAGACGGCUAAAGCAGGACUGUAAGAAGUGUAAACUACAAUCCCUCGCCUUUGGGUUGUGGCGAGUCGUUAUCCUUUAACAUAUCUGAUUAUGGUUGUAGUGAAUGCAGUGGUAGCAGUUUUAUUAUCUUCUCAUGUUUUGUGAAUUUGUCAGAUUUGAUGGUUUAUUUACAGUGACAAUGACAUGUUGGUUAUGAUGACCACAAAAGUACAACCUCCAUCUCAACCAAGAAGGCAUGAGUAACAACUAAUCCCAACUGAUACCAUGUUUUGUUGACUUCUUCACUCCCACAUUUUGUUCAAUGCCCAUAGAGAAUGUGUACAAGUGUGUAUGUGAAACUUUCAGUGGUCUUUAUGAGUAGCAAGUUAAUCUUUUUCUAAUGGACAUUUAGCAUGUGUACUAUAAAGCCAUUCUUGAAAUUUAUUUCAAGCUUCAAAUACAAAUCCUGUGUGUAAUUCAUUGGGGUGGUCUGGGGAGGCGUGCAGCCGGACUCUGAGUUAAGCUGAUUAAUAAUUUAUGCAGCACAGGACAUUUACUGUUUGAAAACAACGGCUGUUUCAUGAAUAAGCAUCUUGUUUCUAGGCUGAUGAACAUCUAUAAAGGCAUGUGUUCAUGACUAAUAAACAAAAACAGCAGCUGCAGUGUAUAAAUGAUGGAUAAUAAAUGAUAUCAUGUAGAUCA